Molecule: messenger RNA, 9473 nt
Organism: Fusarium odoratissimum NRRL 54006
Lineage: Eukaryota; Fungi; Ascomycota; Sordariomycetes; Hypocreales; Nectriaceae
Product: adenylate cyclase
Exons: 4
Coding region: 1230-7655 (2141 amino acids)
Biological process (GO): intracellular signal transduction; cAMP biosynthetic process
Molecular function (GO): protein binding; magnesium ion binding; adenylate cyclase activity
Source: RefSeq, a predicted model, not a curated record
CUAACAAUAAGUUAUACUAAGGUAUUCAUUCAUCUAUACCAAGUACCUACACUGUACUGCACAAUAGUUUUACCUACAACCAACUCACUCGUUCACCGGGCACACUCUUUGUUACUUGCUUGGACCUGAUUGCCCUCACCCUAAGCCCCUAAGUGUCCUCUCUUGUCUUCUCAUCCUCUUGCCCGGACAUCGCCAGGAACAGGGAGCUCCAACUCAGCCUCAUACGCCUACCUCUUGUUUCCAGACAUGACGUGAACUCACCUACCACACAUUCGGUCUGCUCCGUACCUUUACCUUAACCUUACCUUGUCUUGCCUAAUACCUUCCAAGGAUAUCUCAUCUCAUCUCAAUCUUUAAAAUAAAACGACAUACCUCACCUUUCCGCGUAUGUCUCUAGCUACAGAGGAUCUACCAAUCUCACCCACCUUAGUAGCUUUGGACGUCCGUUCAACCCCGCCGCUCACAGUCACGAUUUGCAACCCCGAACCCGAACUCGUCUCUUACCCAUUCUACUGACUGGGCACCUAUGAACGAAACUGAACCGAACUGCACUGAAUUGACGGGGUCUUGUCUGUUCUCUCGCUAACAAGUUAUCCACCGUGUUUGCUUAUGCUUAGCUGCUCCGUGCCUGUCGUCUGUCCUGUCCUCAUCCGGACCCUGCCUUACCCAUAUUAUUCCCUAUGGCUUAGGGCCUUACCAUCAACGCCAUCCACGCCCCGGCGACAAUGACCAGGAAUGAGCCCUUCAACCGCAUCGGCUCGAUCACGAGCUCUAGCAGAAGCAAAAUCAGAGGUAGCAGCAGCAGCAAAAGCAACGAUAACAGUCCGAGCGCCGCAAGUGCCGAGAGUAGUACAUACUUUGCGGUCACCGUGAGGUCCUCGUCUCCAUCUCAAUCGCAAUCGCAAUCGCCCUCACCCUCAACUGCCUCCACUACUCCCGCUCCCGCUUCCGCUUCUACUAUCUCCACUCCCAUUCCCACUCACUCGCCUACUCCCAAUCCGGCACCUAACGUUGAUACUCUAACACCAACUCCAUCAUCCUCCGCUGCUGCUCCCGUUGCGACAGCUUCCCCUGCUGCUGCUGCUGCUACCACCUCUAAUACCUCGACAUUCUCCUCGACGCCUCGCCAGCAACCAACCCCUACUCCUUCUGCUCGCCCAAGCGCUGAUGGCAAUGCUUCAUUGAGCAACCUUUGGUGAGUUUAUAGUUGUGAUUAUGAUUCCGAUAAUAUGCCGUCUCCCGUCUCCCGAUCCCCUGCUGCCAUCUCCCGCCCUGUCGCCGUUCAUCUCGCCUCCCACCAUCCAGCUAAACGCUUUCCCGCAUCUCACAGGUCCUCCUUCAAGGAUGAGCCUCUGCUCUCACCAACUGCUACAAACUUCGCCCCUCGCGCCGGCGCCAAUGCCCAUCCCAAAGACCGUCGCAUGAGCGACCUCACCAAUUAUCGACGUGAGCUCGCCGUUCUCGAAACCUCCCGAGUCCCUCAGAUCCACCAGAUUCCGCCCACCGGCGGCGCGAGCCCUCAAAUAGCCCCGUGGAUGAACCAGCCUGGUUCCCCUACGACCUCUUCCAACAUGCCGACCAGUUUCUUCAACGAUUCGAGCGACAACCUCUCCCUCGCCUCCCAGCUUUCUCCGGGUCAUCAGAUCAGUAACCGCCAACCACAUCAGCACCAGUAUCCAUCUCAUCCUUCGCAACACGAUGCCCCCGAGGCUUCAUAUUUCGAUGGCAGACGCCCAUCCGCUGCCAGUAUCCUCACAGCGAGCAGUCAGGGUAGCAAAACUAGUAUAACCAGAGGUGGUUUUCGCAAACUUCAGGGCUUCUUUGGCGAGGAAUUCCCUGGGCGCGAUAGCUCGGAUGGCAGCCUACCCACUUCGCUCGCGGGCAAGGACCAGCGUGGACGCUCUUAUAGUCACAGCCGCCCCACACAUAGAGAUCGCAACUAUUCCAAUGCCACGGAUCACACUCGCGAUGCAUCACCAUCAUCUUCGAGACCGAGAACUCCAGUUCCUGCACCAGAGGUGGUGCCAUUUCUAUACCAGGACAACAGUGACAUCGCUCGAUAUGGCGAAGCUCCCGUCCGAGACAUCAUGACCGGACCCGAUCGAGAGCGAUAUGUGGGUGAUGGUUCCUCACAAAUUCCCCCAAAGACAUCGUCAUCCUCGAGGUCGGGUCAUUCUAUAGUUCACUUACCCGGGCAUCACCGACACCAUAAGAGUAAUGAUGAUCCUCGGACACUGCGGCCGACAAUGAGUAGGGACGAUACAGCGAUUGGCACGCAAAUGUCGCGCGAUCGUGGGGGUAGUAGCGCCGUGUACUCAACCAAAUCUAGAGGCCAAAGCCCGACACCAAGUACCAGAAGUGCAGGAAUGACUUGGAGCACGAAAUCCUCCCAAGUUGAUGGACAAACUUCACCCGGUCAUCAUCAUGGCAAACGCGGAAUCUUUGGACGACUUAGAAGGCAUCACAAAGAUAAAGAUGACAUUGCUAAACUUCGCGACCUACCUCAAUCAACAAGAUCUCUCCAGCCGAAGACCUCGAAGCCUGACUUGCACCGCCCCAGCGAUGUAUCGACGACUACAUUACCGUUCUCGGGGACCUUUGUCCCUGGGGAGACGAGCGAUGUGCCUGAUAUGCGACCAAUUCCGGGUCAACGUGGCGCAACUUUCAACAAUAAGUUCCCUUUCGCCAAGAAGGGACGAACUCAUCGGCCUCAAGACUAUGUUGACGAUGCAAUUGGACCGACAGAUCGUAACGAUCCUAACAACAUAUAUCAUCUCGAUACCAACCUGAACGAUAUGGAGGGCAUCCUAACGAAACCUCCUCCACUUACACCUAUGGAUACUAGCUUCGUUAACAACGUCGAGCCUGAGCGCCACGAUUCCAUUAUCUCCACAGCGCCUAAAGGCCGUUGGGAUGCUCCUGACAGUUGGGCAGUGCGACGCAACACCGAAGAUAACUCAUACCAUGGCCCUGAACCAGAUGAGAUCGGUAGCCCCCCUCGCCCAGAAGAGAAAGCAUCGCCAUACUGCAUUCGAAUCUUUCGCUCAGAUGGUACAUUCUCUACACAUUCGAUGCCUCUGGACUCGAAUGUCACGGAUGUCAUCUCACAAGUCAUUAAGAAGACUUAUGUGGUUGACGGUUUGGAGAACUAUCAUAUUAUCAUGAAGAAGCAUGAUCUUAUCAGGGUUUUGACACCACCUGAGCGACCCUUACUCAUGCAGAAGCGGCUCCUGCAGCAAGUCGGUUAUGAGGAAAAGGAUAGAAUCGAAGAUCUUGGCCGCGAAGACAACAGUUACCUCUGCAGGUUCAUGUUCUUGUCUGCGAGGGAGAGCGACUUUCAUGCCAAAACAACUGACAUGGGCCUGGCUCGGGCUCAGAAGCUUAAUUACGUGGACCUCUCUGGUCGCAACCUCGUCACAAUACCUAUAUCCCUAUACUCAAAGGCCAUGGAGAUUAUCUCUCUGAACCUCUCGCGUAACCUCUCGCUCGACGUCCCGCGAGACUUUAUACAGUCUUGUAAACAUCUUCGAGACAUCAAGUUUAACAACAACGAAGCUAGGAAACUACCGCCCAGUCUGAGUCGAGCAAACAGAUUGACCUUUCUGGAUGUUGCAAACAACCGGCUGGAGCAGUUGGAGCAUGCCGAGCUCAACUCUCUUACAGGGAUGCUGAAGAUGAACUUGGCCAACAACCGGCUUAAACACUUGCCUUCUUACUUUGGAGCAUACCAGUCACUUCGCUCUCUCAAUAUUUCUUCUAACUUCCUCGACAAGUUCCCCACUUUCUUGUGCAAUCUACCAAGUUUGGUUGACCUGGAUCUGAGUUUCAACGCCAUUGCAACGAUUCCUCACGAGAUUGGCGGCCUGAAGAACUUGGAGAAAUUGUUGAUAACUAACAAUAGACUUACGCACGCUGUACCAGCGUCAUUUGGACAACUUGUCAGCCUACGCGAACUCGACAUUAAGUACAAUGGCAUCUCGAGCAUCGACAUUAUUUCGGAGCUCCCGAAGCUUGAGAUUCUUUCCGCUGAUCACAACUGCGUCUCUGCCUUUGUUGGACAGUUUGAGUCCCUUCGCCAACUCAAACUGAACUCGAACCCCCUCAACAAAUUCGAGAUUGUUGCCCCCGUUCCUACACUCAAGAUAUUGAACCUAUCGAACGCCCAGCUUGCCAGUAUUGACUCAUCAUUCGUCAACAUGGUCAACCUCGAGCACCUGAUCCUGGAUAAAAAUUACUUCGUUUCGUUGCCCCAAGAAAUCGGUACCUUGAGCAGACUCGAGCAUUUCAGUAUUGCGAACAAUUCCGUUGGAGAGCUACCAGCUCAAAUUGGUUGCCUGACUGAACUGAGAGUGCUCAAUGUUCGAGGAAACAAUAUCUCCAAGCUGCCCAUGGAGUUAUGGUGGGCAAAUCGACUGGAGACUUUCAACGCCUCGUCAAAUGUUCUGGAGCACUUCCCCAAACCUGCUUCCAGAGCACCACGGAUACCAGGAGAGGAAUCACAACCGGCGCCCCCUCCUGUCAAUGGAAGAGCUGCGCCACUCGCAACUCUGUCGGCCACAGCAAGCUCCGAAGAGUUGUCGGACGAUCGAAGACCCAGUCAAAAUUCGAGCACGCUUCUCAGUGUCGGACCGUCUCCUCUUAACGCUGGCGACCGCAAGAGCUCUGUCGUGUCUGUCUAUGGGAAGGGUGGCCGUAAGACCUCAGUUGUGUCUAGAUCAGCAACUCCGUCGGCCCCUACGCAAACAGUCAACACCAGAAAAGAUUCCGGGAUGUCAUCAAGGCUUAAUAACACAUUUGCUGGAUCCCUUCGUAAUCUUCACUUGGCCGAUAACCGUCUGGAUGACGAUGUUUUUGAUCAGAUCACACUGCUCGCGGAGCUCCGAGUGCUCAACUUAUCUUACAACGACGAAAUCAGUGACAUGCCACAGAGAUCGAUCAAGAACUGGCCUCAACUAGUUGAGCUUUAUUUAUCCGGAAACGCUCUCACGACAUUGCCUGCCGAUGAUCUAGAGGAGUCGAGUUUACUACAGGCACUUUACAUCAACGGCAACAGGUUUACCAACUUGCCAGCCGAUAUCUCACGGGCCAAGAACCUUGCUGUGCUCGAUUGUGGCAGUAACUACCUGAAAUACAACAUCUCCAACGUGCCCUAUGAUUGGAAUUGGAAUCUCAAUCCGAACCUCAGAUAUCUGAAUCUGUCUGGCAACAAGCGCCUGGAGAUCAAGCAGACGAACACAGGUCCUCUUGGGCCUGGCGCCGUCAACCGUGAGGAGUAUACAGACUUCAGCCGUUUGCUUAACUUGCGUAUCCUGGGUCUGAUGGAUGUCACUCUCACUCAGCCCAGUAUUCCCGAUCAGAGUGAGGACAGACGUGUCCGUACAUCUGGAUCACUCGCUGGCCACCUGCCUUAUGGUAUGGCCGAUACUCUUGGCAAGCACGAGCACUUGUCAACGGUUGAUCUCGUGGUACCAAGGUUCAACUCGUCAGAAACAGAGAUGCUCUUAGGCUUGUUUGAUGGACAAGCUUUGUCCAGCGGUGGAUCCAAGAUCGCUAAAUACUUGCAUGAAAAUUUUGGUCACAUUUUCGCUGGCGAACUGAAGCAGUUGAAAACACGAUCGAAUGAAACACCGGUUGAUGCACUACGACGCUCGUUCCUCCAGCUCAACAAGGAUUUGGUCACUAUUGCUAUCCAGCAAUCCGAGGAGCGGCCAUUGAAGACGCAUAGGGGCUCUGGCCAGCCUGUAAUACUCACCAAGGAAGACCUUAACUCAGGGGGUGUGGCAACUGUGGUUUAUCUUCAAAGUACGGAAUUAUAUGUUGCAAACGUCGGUGAUGCACAGGCGAUGGUGAUCCAAACAGAUGGUACACAUAAGAUGCUGACCCGCAAGCAUGAUCCUGCCGAGCCCAAUGAGAGAUCGCGCAUUCGCGAAGCUGGUGGAUGGGUUUCUCGCAACGGCAGACUGAACGAUCUACUCCAGGUUUCACGCGCCUUUGGAUACGUUGACUUGAUGCCGGCCGUACAAGCAGCACCCUAUGUCAGCAACAUGACUAUCCGAGAGCAGGAUGACAUUAUCCUGAUUGCGACUGGCGAGCUCUGGGAGUACCUGUCACCUGGUCUAGUGACGGAUAUUGCGAGAGCCGAGAGACAAGAUCUCAUGCGAGCGGCCCAGAAGCUUCGUGACCUGGCUAUCGCAUACGGCGCCUCGGGCAAAAUUAUGGUCAUGAUGAUUAGUGUUGCUGACCUAAAGCGACGGGUCGAGCGAUCCAGACUCCAUCGCGGUGCUAGUAUGUCGCUUUAUCCAUCUGGUAUCCCUGAUGACGCCCAGGUUCUCAAUACCAGGAGGGGCCGAAGGACGAAGGGCGAUGUUCUCGAUUCAUCCCUAAACCGACUUGAGGCAGAGAUCCCAGCACCUACGGGUAACGUGUCGAUUGUCUUCACCGAUAUCAAGAACUCGACAACACUCUGGGAGAUGUACCCUAGUGCCAUGAGAUCAGCUAUCAAACUCCACAACGAGGUCAUGCGUCGACAGCUGAGACGAAUUGGUGGCUACGAAGUCAAGACUGAAGGUGACGCUUUUAUGGUCUCCUUCCCAACAGCCACGUCCGCACUGUUAUGGACGUUUGCCGUUCAGAUGCAGCUCCUCGAUGUGAACUGGCCAUCAGAAGUCUUGAACUCAGUGUCUUGCCAGCCUGUUUAUGACAAGGAUAACAGUCUUAUCUUCAAAGGACUGUCGGUGCGAAUGGGCAUUCACUUUGGAGACUGUGUGAGUGAGACGGAUCCAGUUACACGACGCAUGGAUUAUUUCGGACCCAUGGUGAACAAGGCGGCUCGAAUCUCUGCGGUCGCAGACGGUGGACAGAUCACGGUCUCGACCGACUUCAUCUCGGAGAUACAGCGGUGCCUGGAGAAUUAUCAAGAUACAGAUCGCGGUAACGCUUCUGGCUCUGAGGAUACCUUUGACGACGAGACAUAUGCUAGUGCCAUUCGAAAGGAUUUGAGAUCCCUCACCUCUCAAGGCUUUGAGGUUAAGGAAAUGGGCGAGAAGAAGUUGAAGGGUCUGGAAAACCCUGAGGUUGUGUACUCGCUCUACCCUCAUGCAUUGGCUGGACGUAUCGAAUUCCACCUGCAGCAUGAGAGGAAGGAAGAAGGAGGAGGAGGAGGCGGCGGCGAUAAGCCAGCCGUCCUUGCACCCGGAGCAGAGCUCAGUAUCGACCCAGAUGCAAUUUGGACUCUUUGGAGAAUUAGUUUGCGACUUGAGAUGCUUUGCAGCUCGCUGGAAGGCAAUGAAGCCCCAGGGCUACAACCACCGGAGACAGAACUGCUCGAGCGGAUCAAGCAGCGUGGAGGAGAGGUCACAGAUCGCUUCUUGUUGAACUUCUUGGAGCACCAAGUGAGCAGGAUAGAGACCUGUAUAUCGACACUGGCGAUGCGUCACCUUGCUACUGGUGGUGGCCCUAUUAAGGAACUAGAAGAUCUCCAGGGCCCAAUGACUGCGAUCUUGGAUAUGUUCAUGGCGCAGAGGAAGGAACUUGAGCGGUACAGGAGGAAAUAUGGUGCGCUGCCAAGCUCCUCCAGUAGCGAAGAUGAAGACGAUGACGACGACGACGACGAUCCUGACACAGAAGAAGGGAGCGACACAGAGCAAGAGUUGUGAUUGGGUUCACACGAUUGGUUCAUUGGAACAUUACCCGAGCACUUAUAUAUGCUAUAAUUACCCACGCGACACGAGGAACACGACAAGGGGAGGGUAAACAGAACGCUUUUUGCUUGCACGAUUUAGGGAUAGCAGGAUGCGAUGGGACUUUUGGAUGGGAAACUUUGUCUUUUGAUUAGGUGCUGGGUUUGCUCUCUAUCCCAGACGCUUCGGUGCGAGGUGCUCACGAUGUGUUUGCGGUCGGGUCGGGUCGGGUUGGGGUUGGGGUUGGAAAAGACAUUGGGUUCGAAGACGGCAGGGCAAGGCAAGGCAAGGCAAGGCAGUACGUGGCGUUGGGCUAUGGAGAAAGCAAGAAAAUAUUGAUAACUGGCUGCUCUGUCUGCCAGGAGGCUCACAUACUAUACUUUGUUGCGCUCAGUGUAGAUUGGGAUGAUGGGUUCUUGUCUUUUCAGGGGUUAUGGAUGGCAUCGAGGAGUCCACGCAGGCAUGUAUGCAUUGUUUAUACGAUAUGAUAGGGCAUUACAAAAUCAGAUGAUGUAGUAUCACAAGGCACGGCCUCACACUCACACUGACUAAUUAUUGAACUGUGAUGGAAGCAGACACUUAUUUUGUCUCGUCUUGACGAUCUAAUUAACUGACACGCCUCAAGAUUCGGAUUCGGGGUGACAUUCGAGGUCCAACCCACCAACCACCUGUAUAGCCCCUAACCAGAUUUCUGAGAGCAGCGACAUUUGCGCCCAGUCCAAGUAUUUUCUCACCACCGAUUGUUCCCUUUUCAAUCUCAUCUCCUGCAGCAGGAGAGCCAGGCUUGAGAAUCUCAACACCGUCGUAACCCGUGACAACUCCUAUAACCUGCCAGCCACCCAACACCUUGCGUGGGUUCUCUGCGAGAGUAUAGUCGAAGCGCUCCCAGAAACGCGGCCAAUAAAGUUGGUCUCCCUUUUCGGUCUUGUCGAAGACUAGAACAGGUGCCGUAGAAUCAGGGUGGGGGUGGAUGGGGAAAGCGAUGGGAUAACCAGAUGGAUUUUGCCCAAACAAGGUCAGCCCCGUCAUGCAACUCAAGACGUCGGCGUGGACGUCGAUGACGGGAGUAGGGUCAUCACGGGUGAUGUAAGAGAGUUGCUGAAGUGCAUCGCCGCCGGGAUAGUUAAGUGAAGAGAAUAGGAGCAUGGCAGUGCUGCCUGCGAAGCUGACGAGGACUGACAGGGCGAUAACGGCAGACAAGCCACGGUAGAUGAUGGAUUUAGAGGCGCGAGAGGAGACAAAAUUAGCGCCGAGAGCUGCAGCGGCAGUCAGAGGCGGCACAACAUAGAAAAUGAAACGAGCCUCUUUAUGAGGCUGAGCAGAAUAAAUGGCCACAAAGAGCAAGUUGGGGAUCAGCAAUGCCUGCGUAGCCCGUGAUGUGCCAGGCUGGAGUAGUGCAUACACUGUCAACGCUGGCACGAAAGGGUUGAGCAAUAGCUUGGGAAGCGCUGAGGUGAAAUAGUAAUGCCAUGGAGAAAUGCCCCAUUCUGACGAAGAUCCAAGAAUAGCGUUGAAGUAGAAACCCCAUAACUCAGGCCAUAGGGGCUUCUGCCAGAAAUACGAGUCAAUAGGUACUGAGAUAAGCAGUGAAGAGAUGAAUGAGCCGAGGAAAGUGAGAACCAAGGGGCGCAGACCGAUACGACGCGUGAAAAGGAGGUAGAGUCCUGUAGUGCUGAGAAGAACAGCGACUUCAGAGCGGAAGAUGGCUGCUGCGAUAACCAAGAGGGCGAUGGCUUGUUUCUGACGAGCAGCAGAGAGAUGAGGUGACGAUUGGGGAAGUAGGAAUGCUGAAGC